Messenger RNA from Lizanozyma spartinae, 1746 nucleotides. RefSeq lists its product as uncharacterized. Bases 1 to 1746 code for a protein of 581 amino acids. Gene Ontology annotation, molecular function: protein binding. The transcript has 2 exons. The record is from RefSeq and is a predicted model, not a curated record. NCBI's taxonomy places the organism in Eukaryota, Fungi, Ascomycota, Pichiomycetes, Serinales, Debaryomycetaceae.
AUGCAAUUGCAGGAUUUGCCUGAAAAGGUACUUGAUAAUGUGUUGUUUUUCUUAGGACAGAAUGAUGUGCGAAACUUAGCAUUAACCAACUAUCAUUACUACAGACCAUGCCAAAGAAAAUUGUAUUCUCGGAUCGUGAUAAUAGAAGACCAGGUUCUAGGAUUGAGCAACAUUGGCCGGCUGAUGGAUUUUAUGCAUUCACAAGUUACUUUUCUUUAUGGGUACUCGUUGAAGAAGCAUCAAGCCUACAGCUUGACUAACCAAUAUAAACUAAUUUGGGCUAAAUUGGAAGCAUUAAUCCAGUCAAUGCAGAUCAAUAUUGAACUUAUAGAGUUCGUUAAGGAAAUAUACAUAUUGGGUACCUUUAAUAGUCUCAUAGUUGAUUCAUUACGUAAGUUGGUAUCUUUAAUUCAAUCUGUAUCUUCAAACAAGUUGCAAGUUAUUCAUGCAAGUAGUUUUGAAGUUCGCAAAAACUUGAAAAUUGACUAUGCGAUGUUGCCAUAUGCCACUGAAUUAAUUAUCGAUAGCCUUAAUCUACCAGAGACUUCUGGAAUUACCAGUGUAAGAAUCACAAGGCAUUGUCCAGACGUUGUUGGUCCUAUAGAUAAAGAUUGGUUGAGAUUACUGAAACAGUUAAGUAGCCUUAUCGUAUCACCAACUUCAUUUGAUUGCUUCUUCAUAGAGCUUUUACGAUUAAACAAUGGAGAAGUGCAUCCCCUUAGAUUCUCGUCACUAUUGGCAUUCAGAUUGGUUAUCACUAAAACUAAUUUGGCAUUAAUUAACAAGUUGGUUCCACUUUUAGUAAAAGUCUCCAAAUUGGAAAUAGUUUUUAGAACAGCUAAUUUCGAUGUUAUUGAAGAAGCCUUUACGGCCCUCGUCCCAUUAGAAGGCAGAAUCACACACUUGAGUAUUAUUCAAGAUACACCAGAAUUUAGCAACCACUCUAGAAUCGAAACUUUUGAACUCGAAAUUCUUAAUUUCAUAAAAUCAUUACCAAACCUCAAAUUAUUAUACAUGCGUCUUUGGAUCCCAGAAGAAAGCAUGUACAGAGAUGAUGGCGUUGAUGGAAACUAUUUAAGACGCCUCAAGUUCUAUAGAGAGUUGUUACCAAGUGGUUUUCAUCAAAAAGUUACUUUGAUUCUUCCUAAUUUAGUUUCCUCAUUAGCAUCAUACGAACAAGCAAUGAAUACAGUGCUUUGGAAUGGAUGUAAAUGUCAGCAUUGUCUCAAUUACUUGGACUACAUUGACGAAUAUCUUUUCACGCAUCAGUAUUACAAUGACUCUCAGGACUGCUUCAAAGAUAUCGUGUCAUCCCAUGUCGUCAGUUCUAUUGGGCAAUAUCUUAGUCAACGUAUGAUAGUGUUUAAUAACCCUGAUAUUAUGGAUGAAUUUGAGGAUAUUCAUGAUCAUGUUUCACAUAGAAAACAUGACCAUUAUGAGGGUGAUAUCUUCUACGACGCUGAAAAUGAAAUGCCUCUGAGGUGCUUCUUUGAUGAGCAUGUAUUCAACCACAAUUACGGUAUUUGUAUUAGUCAUUAUGUCAAUGAUUUAGUACGUUCGUUAUUAAGGCUCCAUCGUGGAGAUGCCGAAUCUCGAUACAUUCACGAACUUGAAACCACCGAUGGUGAAAACUUUCACAGCCUUAAAUUUAAUAAAGUCAUCAUUAACGGAAUUAACUAUGUUCUCAAUCGAGAACUUAACAAUACGGCCUUCUACGUUAAUGUUCACGAUGCUGAUAAUAUAUGA